AAUCUUAGAGCCAUUAUUCCAAAUUUCUUGUUGAUACUGUAAUGCUUUAUUAUAAUACUGUAAUGCUAUUUUAAGAUUUGCAUUUAAGUCAAUUUACAAAAAUUUAAGCCAGAUUUACACAUAGGUCGCUGCUAAUAACAGUGCGGCUAUCAGCUGUUUAAAUGCCGCUGUAUCAACAACAUUUAUAUUUUUAUAACUCACGCACGGGAACAAAAUGCUUGAUUUGACAACGCUCGACGUAGGAACGCUUAAGGUGGAUCAGAAAAAUGAUCAAAAGUUAAUAUCGGAAUCAAUGAGAUGUCGCUUGUGCCACUCACGGAUAAAAUCGACCACAGAUUCGCCGAAUAUUUACGAGGCGUCUGUUGACUUUGGCCACGAGGAAGAAGAAGAAGGAAGAACAGAAGAGGAAAAAGUCAUAAUUGCCGAUGUUUGCCAGACUGUUUAUGGUGUGAAAUAUGAGCGCCAUGAGUUCCUGCCGGAGCACAUUUGUAUGAACUGCCUGGAGAUAUUGAGGGACUUCUACGAGCAACGCCAAUACAUGCAGCAGCAUGAAUUGGAGCUGCAGCAGAACCUAAAGAAAAUAAUUGCUGUGGAUGCCAAGUAUCGACCCGGCCUCAACGGCAAUCCUGGCGAGUUUGCAUUCGGGGACGGCGAAGAAGGCUGCGUCAUUGUCGAUGUGGAUCCCGAGCAACUGUGCGAAACGAGUGAUGACGAAUUCCCAGGCUCCGAAGGUGAAGCUGAACUCGAUGACGAGGAUUGGGACGACGAGGAUGAGGAAGGAGGAACUGCACAAAAUGAAGAAACAGAGAUGCCUCUCGGCAUGGAUGCCGCCCAAAUGGCGAUGAUGCGGGUGCAUCAAACGGUCGACUCCAGUGUCCAAUUCAAUGCGCAUCCAAAGAGCGCCUUCCUCUGCCAGUACUGCGAUCUGGCCUUCACCCUACAGUCGGACUGCCAGCAGCAUGAAGUGGGCUCUCACGACGCCUCGGCGCCGUACAUUUGCAACUACUGUCAGGUGAGAUUGACGACACGUCCGGCAUUAAUUGCGCACAUCAAGGAGCUGCAUGAUGCCGAGCGUCCCUAUGUGUGCGCACUGUGCAGCAAGGGAUUCGUGCGACGUUCGGACUUGAAGAAGCACACAAUUGUGCAUACGGGCGUGCGUCCGUUCUCGUGCCACGUCUGCUCUAAGAGCUUCUCGCGCAACACCAACCUGACCAAGCACCUGCGCAUCCACAGCAGCGUGAAGCCGUUCGUUUGCCAGCAGUGUCCACGCUCAUUCCAGACACCGCUGGAGCUGCUGAAGCACACGCGCUCCCAUGCCGAAGUGAAACCAUUCCGGUGCGGUCGCUGCCCCGCCUCGUUCACCCGCAAGGACAAGCUAUUGAUGCAUCAGCAGGUGCAUCUGAAGCGCGACAUCGAGCAAAAGCAAAGUCAAAACCUGCGCAUAAAUAUGAUUAUGCCGGCAGAGCAGAUGCAAGUGCAGCUGCCACUCCAUCCGUACGUGGAGCCAGAUGCAUCGGCCCAACAGGCCUUACCGGCUAUACCAGCAUAUCCGUUUCAGCAGCAAACGCCUCCCGUGAUGCAGCCUAAGGUGAAACCAUCUCCGAAGGUAACGCGCAAUUUCCGCUGCGAUGUAUGCGAUCGGGGCUUCCAACGGGAGCGGGAUCUGCAGCGCCAUCGGGCCCUGCACAUGGACACACUAUUCGCCUGCAAGUUGUGCGGCCAGGGCUUUAAUCGGCGUGAGCAACUGCAGCGUCACGAGCUGGAGGCUCAUGGCCCCAGCUAUACAUGUGCCAUUUGCUGCAUCACUUUCCUGCAACAGGCGGAGCUGGAGACGCAUCUCAAAGUGCACGAGCUGCAGCACAGUGUGGCCAAAAGCAACCAGGAGGCUUUAAUAGCUGCCGCCGCUGUAGUACCGCUAGCUAAUCCCAUGGGCGAGCACACGGGUGCCCCAAUGCCAGCCAUCGUUCCAGAGCCCGUCCAGCUGCCCAAUGUACGGCCUUCCGCAGCCGAAAUGUCCUUCUAUAGCAACAUGAUACCUACCAUGAAUCUGGGCUUCUACAGCGAGACGCGUCCCGAAGAGCGCAACGGAGUUUAAUCCUAAGUUAAAAGAUUAUUAAUGCUAAUUGAGAAUAUCGUCUUGUAAUCGAUUCUAAUAAAAUGCUUCUGUUGUAAA
This is a messenger RNA of Drosophila grimshawi, 2173 nucleotides long. RefSeq names its product zinc finger protein 271 (gene prg). The record is from RefSeq and is a predicted model, not a curated record. Gene Ontology annotation, cellular component: nucleus. Gene Ontology annotation, biological process: regulation of transcription by RNA polymerase II. Bases 215 to 2095 code for a protein of 626 amino acids. Lineage: Eukaryota; Metazoa; Arthropoda; Insecta; Diptera; Drosophilidae. The transcript has a single exon. Gene Ontology annotation, molecular function: zinc ion binding; RNA polymerase II cis-regulatory region sequence-specific DNA binding; DNA-binding transcription factor activity.